AUGCCUUAUUUCAAAUACAAGGGGAUCCCAUUUUCUACAGAGUUUUUCUCAGAGGAAACACUCAGCUAUGUGGAAAAUGACUUCCAACUGUUGGAUGAUGAUAUAGUGAACGCCACUUACCCCAAACUCCUGUCUACCCACCUGCCAUUCCAGCUUUUCCCCAAGUCCUUCCUCCACUCCAAGGCCAAGGUAGUCUAUACUCUGCGUAACCCCAGAGAGACGAUGGUUUCAAGCUACCACUUCUUCAAAGGCUUUAAAGAAUUGAAGGACCCUGGAACUGUGGAAGAGUUUAUGGAGAGAUACCUGAGUGGGGAAAUUGAUUAUGGUUCCUGGUUUGAACAUGUGAAGGGGUGGGUGGAGAUGAAGGAGAACUACAGCAGAUGCCUCCUGGAUCCUGUGCUGGCUGAGGGGCAGGUGGAGACAGAGUGGCCUCUGCAUUGUGAUAGCAGCAAAUUCCACAUCCUCAGGGCAUCCAUCUUGCCCAAUGCACAUUGCAUACUGGACCUUCGAGGCAGCGUGCAGAAGAUCUGUCAUUUUCUUGGCAAGGAGCUGAACAGCCAACAAAUUGAGUCUGUGGUGGAAAACGCCUCCUUCCAGAAGAUGAAGGACAACAAGAUGUCCACCUCUUCCACAAUACCAGAGAACAUUUUUGACCAUACAAAAGCAAGACUCAUGAGGAAAGGGAUCUCUGGGGACUGGAAGAACCUCCUGACAGUGGCGCAGAGCGAACGCUUUGACCGUGUUUACUGGGAGAACAUGCGUGGUGUGAAUAUGACCUUCCCAUGGGACUGA
Zootoca vivipara (common lizard) is the source of this 792-nucleotide messenger RNA. The record is from RefSeq and is a predicted model, not a curated record. NCBI's taxonomy places the organism in Eukaryota, Metazoa, Chordata, Lepidosauria, Squamata, Lacertidae.